CUAUCUACGAACUCCUUUUUAAGGAGGGAGUAAUGGUAGCCAAGAAAGAUGUCCACAUGCCAAAGCAUCCUGAGCUGGCAGACAAGAAUGUGUCCAAUCUCCAUGUAAUGAAGGCUAUGCAGUCUCUAAUGUCUCGUGGCUAUGUUAAGGAGCAGUUUGCAUGGAGGAAUUUCAACUGGUAUCUCACUAAUGAGGGCAUUCAGUAUCUCUGGGAUUACCUUGACCUGCCCCCUGAGAUUGUGCCUGCCACACUCCAAAGAAGUUGUACUGAGAUGGGAAGGCCAAGUCCUAAAGGCCUGGAGGGUGAGCAACCUGCCCAGCUUACUCAUGGUGAAGCUGAGAGAGACACAUAUAGACAAAGUGCUGCUCUCCCUGGUGCUGACAAGAAGGGUGAGGCUGGUGCUAGGUGA
Dromiciops gliroides (monito del monte) is the source of this 410-nucleotide messenger RNA. RefSeq names its product 40S ribosomal protein S10-like. The record is from RefSeq and is a predicted model, not a curated record. The coding region runs from base 33 to 410 and encodes 125 amino acids. The transcript has a single exon. Lineage: Eukaryota; Metazoa; Chordata; Mammalia; Microbiotheria; Microbiotheriidae. Gene Ontology annotation, molecular function: structural constituent of ribosome; RNA binding. Gene Ontology annotation, cellular component: cytosolic small ribosomal subunit.